This is a messenger RNA of Oncorhynchus nerka (sockeye salmon), 1848 nucleotides long. RefSeq names its product tubulin beta-2A chain-like. Gene Ontology annotation, cellular component: cytoplasm; microtubule. The transcript has 4 exons. Gene Ontology annotation, biological process: mitotic cell cycle; microtubule cytoskeleton organization. Bases 135 to 1487 code for a protein of 450 amino acids. Gene Ontology annotation, molecular function: GTPase activity; structural constituent of cytoskeleton; GTP binding. The record is from RefSeq and is a predicted model, not a curated record. Lineage: Eukaryota; Metazoa; Chordata; Actinopteri; Salmoniformes; Salmonidae.
CUGAGCUCACCGCUCGCCCUAGUAAUGUUAAAACUGCUGAGAGACGACACAUGCAGGGGUAGCAAAGAGGUUGAGGACAUCGGUGUUAGCUGAGACAAAAGGCUGCUGUCUGCUUGCACCCACAAGGCAUCAUCAUGAGGGAGAUUGUUCAUAUCCAGGCCGGGCAAUGUGGAAACCAGAUUGGUGCCAAAUUCUGGGAGGUCAUAAGUGACGAACACGGCAUCGACCCCACCGGAAGUUACCAAGGUGACAGUGACCUGCAGCUGGAGAGGAUAAACGUGUACUACAAUGAAGCAUCGGGUAACAAGUUUGUCCCCCGGGCCAUCCUGGUGGAUCUGGAGCCAGGCACCAUGGACUCUGUACGCUCCGGGCCCUUCGGCCAGCUCUUCAGACCAGACAACUUUGUCUUUGGUCAGAGUGGAGCUGGUAACAACUGGGCUAAAGGCCACUACACAGAGGGAGCCGAGCUGGUAGACUCUGUCCUGGACGUAGUCAGGAAGGAGUCUGAGAACUGUGACUGCCUCCAGGGCUUCCAGCUCACCCACUCCCUGGGAGGGGGCACCGGCUCUGGCAUGGGCACCCUGCUCAUCAGCAAGAUCCGCGAGGAGUACCCUGACCGCAUCAUGAACACCUUCAGUGUCAUGCCCUCACCCAAGGUGUCCGACACGGUGGUGGAGCCCUACAACGCCACCCUGUCAGUCCACCAGCUGGUGGAGAACACUGAUGAGACCUUCAGCAUCGACAAUGAGGCUCUCUAUGACAUCUGCUUUCGUACCCUCAAACUCACCACACCCACCUACGGAGACCUCAACCACUUGGUGUCGGCCACCAUGAGCGGGGUCACCACCUGCUUGCGCUUCCCUGGACAGCUCAAUGCCGACCUCCGCAAACUAGCCGUCAACAUGGUGCCCUUCCCCCGCCUCCACUUCUUCAUGCCCGGCUUUGCCCCUCUGACCAGCAGGGGGAGCCAGCAGUACCGUGCCCUCUCCGUGCCCGAGCUGACCCAGCAGAUGUUUGACGCCAAAAACAUGAUGGCCGCCUGCGACCCUCGCCACGGCCGCUACCUCACUGUUGCCGCCAUCUUCCGCGGGCGCAUGUCCAUGAAGGAGGUGGACGAGCAGAUGUUGAGCGUGCAGAACAAGAACAGCAGCUACUUCGUAGAGUGGAUCCCCAACAACGUGAAGACGGCCGUCUGCGACAUCCCGCCCCGUGGCCUCAAGAUGUCCGCCACCUUCAUCGGCAACAGCACGGCCAUCCAGGAGCUGUUCAGAAGGAUCUCUGAGCAGUUCACUGCCAUGUUCCGCCGUAAGGCCUUCCUUCACUGGUACACCGGAGAGGGUAUGGAUGAGAUGGAGUUCACUGAGGCUGAGAGCAACAUGAAUGAUCUGGUGUCUGAGUACCAGCAGUACCAGGACGCCACUGCUGACGAAGUGGGCGAGUACGAGGAAGACGAGUUGGAGGAUGCGGAUCAGGAUGUCCGCCACUGAGGGAUGCCGGGUAGAAGCAGCACAGCAGUCUGUAUGUUAUAUCCACCAGUCACUUUAAAUGAUCAAUAGGUAUGGAAGGAUGAGGCGCAGAAUGAGUUAUUGUCGCGUCAAGAUACUGUAUAUUGUAGCUGUUUAGCCUAAAGACUACUACUAUUGCAUUUCAUUGUUCUUCAAAUAUGUCUCGAAGACCAUAAGUGAAACAUAACAAUUAUGUGAGUAUUAUAAAUGUCAUUGGUUUUUCCAAUUCAUGCUGUGUCAAUGUCAAUAAAAACAACAUCGUUACACUAUCGAAACCGAGUUUUGUAACAUUUACCUCAGAAUGCAUUUUCUGUCGCAAAAUAAAAUGGUCCUGUCCUAUGAA